Molecule: messenger RNA, 3084 nt
Organism: Ascoidea rubescens DSM 1968
Lineage: Eukaryota; Fungi; Ascomycota; Saccharomycetes; Ascoideales; Ascoideaceae
Exons: 1
Coding region: 1-3084 (1027 amino acids)
Source: RefSeq, a predicted model, not a curated record
AUGUUCAAAAAAUUGAAUCCCAUCAACAAUCUCAAAUUGAAUACUACUGUAAAUGAAAAUAUCAACUCAAACUUGAAAUUAAAACGCUCCUUAUCUUCCUCAAACUCUCAGAAGACUGCUCUGCCUAAACUUAAUAAUGCUGAAAAUAUUCUAAGGUUAGCACCUAAAAACACCCUCAUUUCUUCUUCCACUUCAAAAUCUUUAGCUUCAAAUAAAAUCAAAAAUAAAACAAGCAAUAAUAAUAAUAAUAAUAAUAACAAUCACAAAAAACUUAUCCAAAAAAACCAGCGCAAAAAUGAUGUAGUUAUAAUUGAAAAAAAAAAUAUAAAAAUUAUUCCAAACAAAAAAGAACCAGAAGUUUCUUCUGUUAUUGCCACUGAUAAAUCAAUUUCAAGCAAAAAAUUAAACAAAUUAAAUUUUAAUGAUGAAUUUAGUUCUUCUCCAAUCACAAAUUCAAGCUCUAAUCCACACUCAAGUUCUCUUCCAAAUUCAACUCUUACUCAAUUAAAUGUGCUUGACGCUGAUAACGAUAAUCCCAAUAAUAGUCUCAAUAAUCUUGACGGUUUUAACAGUCUUGAUAAUAUCAACAACACCAAUACAUCAGUAUACAGGGAAAAAUCAUAUUUAAAAAGAUCAAUUGAUCUAUUAUCUGUUGAAAACAGUCUAAUUGAAAUAAUUAACUCAAACAAAAAUAUAAACAACAGCUUAUCCUCUUCUCAAAAAUUAUCUUUAAUUAAAAUGUUAAAUUCUUCAUUUGACUUAUUUCAAGUUCAAAUUAACGAUCAUAUUAAUCAACUUAGCACUCUAUCAACAAUUAAUGAUAUCAAUGAGAUCAAUAACACAAAUAACUUGAAUAAUAUGAAUAGCCAAAAUAUCUCUUCCUUAAUUGAUUGUGCUUCUUAUCCCUUAUUUGAAAGAAUCCAAAAUUUAGUAACUUCUAUGACAACUUUAAUAAUGAAACUAUCUUCAAAUAACAACACCAAUAAUAACAAAAACAGCAAUAAUAAUAAUAAUAAUAAUAAUGAUAGUAAUAGUAAUAAUAACUUCAACCAACAAUUCAACCAGUUGAAUAUCAACGUUAAUAAUUCAACUGAUUCUCUAAUUUCUACAUUACAUGAGUAUAAUAACAAUAAUAACAACAACAACAACAACAAUAAUAAUAAUAAUAAUAAUAAAUUAUAUCCUACCACUUUAACUCAAUCAAACAAUAACUUAAUGAAAAACUUUAAUCUGCUUAAUCUUAACUCAAAUCCUAAAAAUAUUUCUCAAUUACCCCAAAAUGAUCCUCAAUUAUCUCAAAAUAUUCCUUCUAAUCAAAACAAUAAUCCAAUUAGAUAUCCAAGGUAUGGCUCAAAUAAUCCCUCAAGAAUUGUUUCUCAAAAUCAUAAAAACCAACCAAAUCAAUCAAAUCAGUCUAUAAACACAAUCAAUCACUUUAAUGAUAACGUUCAACCAAUUUCUCAACUGGAUAUUAUAUCUCCAAGAGAUUUGAAUGAAUCUAAAAAUUAUGUUAACCACCCAAAUAAUUUCAAUAAAAUAUAUAACCAAAAUCAGAAUCAGAAUCAGAAUCAAAAAUCCCCCAAUUUAAUAUCUCCAAAAUCAUUAGACCAGUCAAAUCCAUCAAACUAUUUACCACAUAAUAACAAUGAGUUCAAUGAAUUUGGAACUGAAAACAACCAGACAAGAAAAAGAAAACCAAGAUCAAAUACUUUUUCAGCUAUAGACAAUCCUCAAUUCAACAACUUUGAUACCUAUAACAACAAUCAUAACUAUUCCGACGAUAAUUUUAUUGACCUUUACAAUAAUAACGGCAAUAAUGGAAAUAUCAAUAAUAAUUACAAUAAUCAGUAUAGUAAUAACUAUAAUAAUCAUCGCAGUAACUAUAAUAGCUAUAAUAACUAUAAUAAUUUUGGAAGUGAUCAAUUAGAAAACUGCGAUAACCAGCAAUUUCUUAACCAUCGUCAUCAUUAUAGUGACAGUACUGAUAGAUUUCGUGGCAACCAUAAUAACUACAACAGGAAUGAUAUAAAUUACUCUAACAAUUACGGGGAUAAUAAUCCUAAUAACUAUCUUAGUAAUCAGGAAAUGAUUUACAGUUCAAAUAACUUUGACAAUAACUACCAUGAAAAUUUCAGAGAGAGAAAUUCUCCUCUAAAUAAAUUCCAAAAAAGGUCACAUACUACUAAUAAUAUUGGAACAAAAUUUGAUAGAGAUUUUGACUAUGCUAAUCCUAUAAUUAAUGAUCAAUAUAUUGAUGAUAAUUUUCAAAAUAAUAAUAAUAAUAAUAACCCUCAAAAUUUGAAGUUUAAUAAAUUUCUCAAUUCACCUUUAAAGAGUGGUAAAAGUUUCAAGAAUUCAAUUUAUGAGCUUGAAAAAAAUCGAAAUAGUUUGGUUGGAAAUUCAAAUAAGUUUUCUACCAAUUUCAAUACUCAAAAUUUCAAUGAUAAUAACAAUUAUUCUAAUAAUAAUUAUCUUAAUAAUAACAAUUAUCCUAAUAAUAAUAGCCCACUCAUCAAUGACAACAAUAUAGUAGUUGUUAACACAGAAAAUGAGAAUGAGGAAUUUGAUGAUCAAAUUGAGAGUAAUCAAAUGAAUAAUUUAAAUGUAUCUUAUCAAAACACUUCGCCGUUUUCAAAUAUCAAUCCAAAUCGAUUUUCAAAAUUGAAUAGUCCUGUGAACCUGAAUCACUAUUCAAAUAAUUCAAACUCAAACUCAAAUUCUAGAUCCAGAUCAUUUAAUUAUAACAAUCAUAACAACAAUAACACCAAUAAUAUUAACAACAACAAUAUUAGUGAUAUGAAUUAUAAUAAUCAAGUUGAUCGCUCCCGCAGUCGUAAUAAUUAUAACAGAAAUGAUUAUAAUAGACCCAAUGCUUCUAGGACUGGAAAUAGCUAUGAUGAGCAUUUCAACAAUUUUACUGAGAAUUUUAAUAAUGAUGAUAAUCAAUUCAACAAUCAAAAUUUUAAUAGACUAAGUAAAAGAUACUCAUUAAACGAUUUUAAUGGAAACCAACAUCAUGAUGAGAUGAUGGAUAACACUGUUAUAAGUAAUACAAACAAGCGAUAUUCUUUAAAAUACAUUUAA